Messenger RNA from Venustampulla echinocandica, 1650 nucleotides. RefSeq lists its product as uncharacterized. The transcript has 3 exons. Gene Ontology annotation, biological process: calcium import into the mitochondrion; mitochondrial calcium ion homeostasis. Lineage: Eukaryota; Fungi; Ascomycota; Leotiomycetes; Helotiales; Pleuroascaceae. Bases 1 to 1650 code for a protein of 549 amino acids. Gene Ontology annotation, cellular component: uniplex complex; mitochondrial inner membrane. Gene Ontology annotation, molecular function: uniporter activity; calcium channel activity. The record is from RefSeq and is a predicted model, not a curated record.
AUGAGACCCACGUUUCGGGUGCUGCCAAAGUGCAUCCCGUCAAGGACAGCAUCGAAUUCGCACAUGCUCAUUCUUGCAGACCUACACCAGAGACAGAAUGCACAGCAACAGCAGCAACCGCGCAAACCAAUUGUUUUUCUACGCCGAAUACAAUCACAAUAUACAAGUCGGGAAUUCUCUUCACGCAGGUGUUCUGAGAAAGAAGGAUACACUGAGAAAGGCAAAGCUCCACACCACAGGGGCCGGAACGAACAAGAACAACAGCCCAAUUCUCAACUCGACGAUGUUAUUGGGGAGCAGACAGAAUUGCAGGCCAAGACGCCAUGGCAUAGAGAGGGAUCUGACAUGCCUCCUGUCAAGAGGAUGCGCAGUGCUUCUGCAAUGACAAUGGGCAAACUCCUCACAACGCCCUCCCGUCUCCUCAAAUUGAUCAUCCCCCUCACAACCUUGGACAAAAAUUCUGACCGGAAAUCCAUUGAACCCCUCGCCCUCCUCGUCCACCCCCAACAACCCCUCUCUUACCUCGAGCGGCUCAUUCAAUCCGAGCUACCUAUGAUCAAGGGCCAGGACGGAAAGGAAGUAAUACCCCGGAUCUUUUUCCGGGCAGAAGAUAGCGUUCAAGGUGAAAUUAAACGUGACCCCAGGUACGAUGAGGAUGUGGAACAGCAAGAAGAAGGCAGCGAUGAGCAGAUAGUCGAUGGGAAGGCAAGGAAGCCUGGGAAAAUUAAAUCACCCUCACCAUCACCAACCGGCGUCCAGGACGGCGAGGCGCGGGACAAGAGCCAGAGAAUAGAAAGCGAUUUAAGAGGCGGGCCCGGCGAAGGAGGAGUAGAAGUCUACAGCGGAGAAGGCCGUGAAAAGGCUUCCCGCGAUAGGGAAAUGAGGAAGAAGAAAUUCGUUCGGUGGUCUAGUAGCACUGAAAUCGGUGAUUUUAUCCGUGAUGCCGCGAGGGGCAAGGAAUUCGCUAUUGAGAUCGAGGGCGCAAAUAAGGAAAUAAGGGUUGGUGUUCCUAGUUUCAACGAUCGGACGCAUUACUUGCGAGUCCGGUUACGAAAGACGUCGAAGCAAAUAGCCACUCUAGCAAGUGUGAAGAAGGAAUGUGACGAACUAGCUCAUCGCGGCGCACAAAGGCUGGCGAUGGGUGGGUUCGGUGUGCUCUUGGCGUGGUGGGGUGCUAUCUAUCAUAUUACCUUCCAGACGGAUUAUGGUUGGGAUACAAUGGAGCCGAUCACAUAUUUGGCAGGUCUCUCCAUAAUCAUGAUGAGUUACCUCUGGUUCCUCUGGCACAACCGAGAAGUCUCCUACCGCGCAGCCCUAAACCUCACCGUCUCUCGCCGCCAAAAUAAGCUCUAUCAAGACCGCGGUUUUGAUUUACAGAGGUGGGAGGCACUAAUUGAAGAAGCGAAUUCCUUGAGGAAGGAUAUUAAGAUCGUGGCGAAUGAGUAUGAUGUUGAUUGGGAUGAAAGGGAGGAUGAGACAACCGAGGCUGUGCAUCAUGUGUUGAAGAGGGAGCGGGAAAAGACAAUGAAAAAAGAUGAUGAUGAAGCUGAUGAUGCUGCUACUGAGGAGGAAGAUAAGGAGGCAGUAGAGAGACGGGAGCGCAAGGAACAGAGACUGGAACAAAAAGAAGAGAAUCAGCAGAAGGAAUAA